This is a messenger RNA of Symbiodinium natans, 975 nucleotides long. NCBI's taxonomy places the organism in Eukaryota, Dinophyceae, Suessiales, Symbiodiniaceae. The record is from the annotation of a GenBank genome assembly.
AUGUUGGAUGAGUAUUUCGAGUUUUGCAAAUAUGGUUCAAGGCGCUUACAUGAGGACAUGAGUUCCACCUCCCCUUCGCUACUGUUGGGCAAUCAUGAGAUCACCAAUGGCUCCAUGCUGGUGAACUACGUGCUGCGGAGAGUUGUGACGACCGGCCUUGCCGACUACGCCGGAGAAGUCACCUGGGGGCCUCCCACGAAGUUGGGCUUCAAGGCAUCCCAGCUCCCGUUCGUGUGGCGAGCUGUCAGGAGCAUCUUUGAGGUGCCGGCGGUUGGUGAGGCGUUUGGGAAUUCGCUGGUUGCCGAGUCUCUCCCGCUGUACUACUUGCUGGCACCCUUGGAACCAGGCUUGCCCACGUUCAUGGAGGAGGUGGAGACUCUUCAGAUGCUGCUAGACCAUAUGGGGCAAGACAAGCCGAAGCGCUGCGUGGCCGGGCUCCACAACAUUUCUGUGGCCCCACAAGGCCCCAGUGAGGAGGCACUGGCUGAUGUAUGCCGGCUGUGCAAGGAAGUCCUUGGCUGCCGUCAAGCUGAGGACGGUACCUACCGCAUACUGCGCCUGACCUUACGGCAGUGCUCGGCUUUGCAAAGUGUACCUGCUCAGCCAGUUGCGCCAUUACAAUCGGUGAGGAUCCUCGACGUGGGCGAUGCAAACUGCUUGCAGCCACGAAAGCUGGCUACCCUCAUCGCAAUAUGGAGCUCACCACGCAUCGGAGCCCCUCUCUCUAGCUGGCUGGACGAUCCGCGGCUUGCAGGUGGACGUGUCCUCUCCACAGGUGCCGGAAUGGAUUUGCGAGCUUCACGGGCUGCGCCGCUUGAACAUCGCGCCGUGGCAGGGGAGCUCAAUGAGAGCCCUCCCAGAGUGCCUGGGCAAGCUGACAGAGCUGGUAAAUCUCAAUGUCGUUGGAAACAACCUCACCGGCAAAGCUUCCCUUCCGCUCUCCCUCAGCAAUCUCACGGAGCUGCGCGUCUUUGA